AUGAACCAGAUGAACAUGCAAGGCAUGAACCCCGGUGUCGCUAUGCCUGGUAACGUCGUUCCCGUCGGCGUUCCGGGCGUUGGCGUUCCUGGCGGCGGCAUGCCCAUAGGUGGAAUUCCCAUGAUGAACAGCGCAUCGGGUUCCGCCCCGCGAAGUGAACCAAACCAGAACCUACAAGAUACUAUGGCCACCCAACUCAACACCUACAUUUACGAUUACUUCCUCAAACGCGGGUAUCAUGAGUGUGCGCGUGCGCUCGUGCACGACGAGAGCGUCACCCUAAACACUACUACUGCGCCUCACAAGGGUACACCACAUCGCAGAGACGGGGAAGUCAACGGAGUCGACUCUGAAGAAGGUAAAGAGGACAUCAAGUCGCGCAUUCCUGAAGAUUUGCCAAGACCCAACUUGGGCGAUUCGCAACAGACUAGUUUCUUAUUCGAUUGGUUCAAUAUCUUCUGGGACGUCUUCUCCGCUCAGAGGAAAAAACCAAGGAGUAAUGAUGCCAUGCAGUAUUUGCAACAUACCCAAGGCCAGCUCCUCCCUAACCAGUUCGCUCCCAUGCGCGGAGUACGUGGUAAUAUGGUGCCAGCAAACCUCCAGAAAUCUGUUCUCCAGAAUCCGCAGAAUAUGACUCCACAACAAAUCGCCCAACUACGUAACCAACAGGCUCAAAUGAUGCACCACCAAAUGCAACGCGAACAUUCUGACAUGGAAAUGAAUGGUCAUCGCCCCCAGUCCCCCUCUUCCGUAGAAAAUGCCCCAUCUCCGUCUAAGCGCCAGCGCAUCGACGGCCCCCAAGUUAAUGGCGCGCAAAUGACCCCCAACGGCCGCACCCAACCACAAGGUAUGCCCGGCCAGCAGAACCAACAACAGGCCAACUCCCUUCUCAUGCAACAUGGCAUCAACCCACGAAACCUCACUGCUGCGCAGCUCCAGUCCUUCCAGGCCCAGAACCCAGCUGUCCAGGCAAAAUCUAUCCAGGUUUAUAAUCAAAAUCUGAUCCACCACACCCGCUCUGCCAUGAAUAACCAGGGCAUUCCUAAUGGGCUAAUCAACCCUGGUGUCAUGCCCAACCAGCCAGACAUGAUGCAGCCCAUGCACGACAGCCAAGGAAUGAUACCACAAGAAUACUACGGCAAUGGCCAGAUGGCCGCCCAGAUGCGUCAAGGAGGAAUGCCCACCCCUGGAGCGCAGAACGGGAACCAUGCUCUACAAGACUACCAGAUGCAGCUCAUGCUGCUUGAACAGCAGAAUAAGAAACGCCUCUUAAUCGCCCGCCAGGAGCAGGACAGCAUGGCUCGUGACGGCCAACCGCCACAACCAGGUGCUGGGCAACAACAACAACAACCAACCCAGGGAAUGCACGGUAGCCUCCCACCUGGCACAUCUCCACAGGGCAGCCGUGCCGGCGCUUCGCCUAACCCCAGCGAGCAGAUGAAGCGCGGCACCCCUAAGAUGCCCCAGACCGGUCUUCCUGGCUCUCCUAACGUAGGUGAUGCUAUGCAGCAAGGCCGUGGGUCACCGGCCUCUAUGAACUUCGGCAAUCAAAUACCUCAGGACAUGGGCGGCGCCGCGUUCUUCAGUACCAUGAAGAACAUGCAGGAAGCUGGUGGUGUCGUCGGACCUAACGGCAUGCGCCCACCUAGUUCUAAUCCUGCCUACUCCGGAGCACAAAUGACGCAGCCCAUGGAUGCUAUGGCACGCCAGCACAGGCCCAGGCUCAGGCUCAAGCCCAAGCUCAGGCUCAAGCUCAAGCCCAGGCUCAAGCUGGCGCUCCAGCAGCAACAACAGCAACAACAACAGCCGCAGCCGCAACAACAGCAGCCUCAGCAUCAGCAGCAAGGACAGCCCGUUGGGACUCCUCAAGAACGCAACGCAAUGCCUCCACCACAAGCUCCUCCUGUGGCUACAGCUCCAAAUAAUGGACGACAGUCACCCCAGCCUGGUAGCGCGGCCCCUCCAACACCCCAACAGAGUGCAAAGCCUGCACCAAAGAAAAAGGAUACAAAAGAUAAUAAUCGAAAGCGCCCUCCUAAGCGUGUUCCAACCACCAACGCGCCAACAACGGCUGCGGCGGCCUCGGAGUCUGAACCUCCGCCAACUCCAACUCCUUCUACUCCUAUCACCCCGGUCCAUCCGAAUUCGUUCAACAAGACUGCUCCUACAAACAAUGCUCAGCCAACAUCUGCACCAGCCACACAGGCACAAGCUGUCGGUCAGCCGCCGCCGCCGCCACAGGCACCACAGCAGCAACAACAGCAGCAGCAAAUGCUGUCCAUGCAGCCAACCCAGGGCCAGCCACCUGCCCCCACACAGCCAGGUCAAGCACAGGGACAAGUAGAUCCUUCGCAGCCAUUCGGGGAUAUGAGUUUAACAGACAGCCAAAGCUUUAACCUAGAUUUCAGCUCACUCGACAACCCAGACAUUCUCGAGAAUUUCGACUUCGACACUUUCCUCAACACAGACGACCAGUCUGCAUUUAACUUUGAUCCUAACACACCAUACCUUGAUGGUGUUGAGGCAGGUACAGGAGAGAGAAUGUAA
Molecule: messenger RNA, 2547 nt
Organism: Microsporum canis CBS 113480
Lineage: Eukaryota; Fungi; Ascomycota; Eurotiomycetes; Onygenales; Arthrodermataceae
Product: OefA
Exons: 6
Coding region: 1-2547 (848 amino acids)
Cellular component (GO): nucleus
Molecular function (GO): protein binding
Source: RefSeq, a predicted model, not a curated record